This is a messenger RNA of Exophiala bonariae, 1332 nucleotides long. RefSeq lists its product as uncharacterized. The transcript is spliced from 2 exons. The record is from RefSeq and is a predicted model, not a curated record. Gene Ontology annotation, biological process: intracellular protein transport; clathrin-dependent endocytosis. Gene Ontology annotation, molecular function: clathrin-cargo adaptor activity. The coding region runs from base 1 to 1332 and encodes 443 amino acids. Lineage: Eukaryota; Fungi; Ascomycota; Eurotiomycetes; Chaetothyriales; Herpotrichiellaceae. Gene Ontology annotation, cellular component: cytoplasmic vesicle; AP-2 adaptor complex.
AUGUUGAGUGGAAUUCUAUUGUUCAAUCAGAAGGGGGAGAAUCUCAUCUUCCGCGCAUUUCGUCCGGACUGUCGUCCUCGACUUGCAGACAUCUUCAGAAUUCAAGUCAUAUCCAAUGCCCAAGUCAGAUCACCUAUUCUCACCCUCGGCUCGACGACUUUCAGUCAUGUCAAACAUGAAAACAUAUACAUUGUUGCCGUCACUAAGAGUAAUGCCAAUGCCGCCAUCGUCUUUGAAUUUGUCUACAGGCUGAUUGGCUUGGGGAAACAAUACUUUGGCAAAUUUGACGAAGAUGCAGUCAAGAAUAAUUUCGUACUUGUGUACGAGCUGCUGGACGAAAUACUCGACUUUGGUUACCCACAGAACACCGAUGUGGACGUACUGAAAAUGUACAUCACUCCUGACAACAUCUCCUCUGCCAUUCGAUCCGUCUCCGCACCUCCCAGUGACACGUCCAGAAUCACCAUGCAAGCCACAGGUGCACAGUCAUGGCGAAGAGGGGAUAUCAAGUACCGCAAGAACGAGGCAUUUGUGGAUGUUAUUGAAGAUGUGAACCUCCUCAUGAGUGCAACGGGCACGGUCCUAAGAGCAGACGUUACAGGUCAGAUCGUGAUGCGAGCCUACCUUACUGGAACGCCGGAAUGCAAGUUUGGCCUCAAUGACCAACUGGUGGUGGGUCAUAUUGCCCAAGGAGAUGGCCCCGUCGGUAAUGUCGACGGCAAACGAAAAGCCACGCGAGCAGCUGCAGGUUCCGUCACGUUAGAAGACUGCCAAUUUCAUCAGUGUGUCCAAUUGGGCAAGUUCGAGACCGACAGAACUAUAUCUUUUGUCCCUCCAGAUGGCGAGUUCGAGUUGAUGCGCUACCGGUCAGUUGAGAAUGUCAACCUACCGUUCAAGAUCCAUGCGAUCGUGCGCGAGGUCGGCACCACCAAAGUCGAAUACAGUAUAGCUGUGAAAGCCAACUAUGGAAGCAAGCUUUUCGCGACCAAUGUUGUGAUCAGGAUCCCAACACCACUGAAUACAGCUAAUAUCACGGAACGGACGACGCAAGGCAAAGCCAAAUACGAACCCGAAAACAACUGCAUGGUAUGGAAGAUUGCGAGAUUUGUGGGUGGAAGCGAAUUCGUUCUCAGCGCCGAAGCACACCUGACGAGUAUGACGAAUCAAAAGGCAUGGUCGCGGCCUCCGCUAAGCAUGAAUUUCUCAUUGUUGAUGUUCACCAGCUCCGGACUGCUGGUUCGCUACUUGAAGGUCUUUGAGAAGAACAACUACAGCAGCGUCAAAUGGGUCCGGUACAUGACCAAGGCCGGCAGCUACGAGGUUCGAUUCUGA